CGCCCUCAGCGCCCGCCCGCCCUCAGCGCCUCGCCCGCCUCGAGCUCCCUCAGCGCCCGCCCGCCCUCAGCGCCUCGCCCGCCCUGAGCUCCCUCAGCGCCCGCCCGCCCUCAGCGCCUCGCCCGCCUUGAGCUCCCUCAGCGCCUCGCCCGCCUUGAGCUCCCUCAGAGCCCACCCGCCCUCAGCGUCUCGCCCGCCCUCAGCGCCCGCCCGCCCUGAGCUCCCUCAGCUCCCUCCCUCAGCGCCCGCCCGCCCUCAGCGCCCGCCCGCCCUCAGCGCCUCGCCCGCCCUGAGCGCCUUCAGCGCACUCCCUCAGCGCCCUCCCUCAGCGCCCGCCUUCAGCGCCCUCAGCUCCCGCCUGCCCUCAGCGCCGUCCCUCAGCGCCUCGCCCGCCCUCAGCGCCCGCCUGCCUGCCCGCCUUCAGCGCGCUCCCUCAGCGCUCGCCUUCAGCGCCUUCAGCGCGCUCCCUCAGCGCCCGCCCUCAGCGCCCGCCUGCCCUCAGCCCCGUCCCUCAGCGCCUCGCCCGCCCUGAGCUCCUUCAGCGCCCUCAGCGCCCGCCGGCCGGCCCGCCCUCAGCGCGCUCCCUCAGCGCCGCCCUCAGCGCCUCGCCCGCCCUGAGCUCCCUCAGCGCUCGCCCUCAGCGCCCGCCUGCCUGCCCGCCUUCAGCGCCCCGCCGAGAGGUGCCGGCGCUGGGAGCCGCCUGCCCGUCCUUUUGUCGGCGCCAUGGAGAAGGAAAACCGGUUUAAAUUGUUCAUUCCACCGCGCCUGAGCACUGGGCAAUGGUCUGUGGGCAGAUCCCAGGGUUUUAACAAGUGCUCAGAUGAUGAUUUUAAAUUGCCAUUCGAUGUGUCCAACCGUGGCGAAAUCACUGAUUUAGAUAUAUUUUCACAGCAAGUAAAGCUUUGCUCUGAAGUGCAUGAAGAGAAUACAGAAACAAGGAUUGACUCGUUCUCAAAACUCUACAAAGAGGCUGAGAAGAUCAAGGAGUGGAAAGUGGCUAUGGAAUCAGAACUAAACCAGAAAGAAAGGGAACACCAGGAAGAUAGAAAGAUUAUUGAAGCACAGAAUAAAGCCAUUAAAGAUCUGCAGUUAAAAAAUGAUAAACUCUAUUUGCAACUGGAAGAUGCGUUAUGUGAACGUGAAGAUCUCUUGAAAGAAGCCACUGCUUCGAGGCAUCUGUGUAAUCUGCUCAAGGAAACCUGCACUCACUUCACAGAGAAGACCAGCAAAUAUGAACAGGAAAGAGAAGAAACAAGACAAUUGUAUGAGGAACUUCAUGGCAACAUAGAAAGAAUGACACUGGCAUUUGAAGAACUUUGUGUGCAAACAGAGGAGGACAGAUUGGAAAUGAGUUUCAAACUAAAAGAAGAAGCAGAAAAAGUGGACAAGUUUGAAAAAGAAUACAAACUGGAAGUCAGUCAGAAGGAAAAGCAGAUUUCAGCUCUUACCAUAGAGAGAGAUGAACAAGAUGGCAUAAUAAAAGACAUCCAGGCUCAGCUGCAGACAUCACAAAAUAAGAUAGCUGACUUAAUAGAAGAAAAAUCCCAUAAAGAAGAAAUGUUGAAGGAAUCUGAGGUCAGUAAAGAACAUUUGAGAGCAGAGCUGGAAGAGACUAAAAUUUCAUUGCAAAAGGCAGAGGCUAAUCAUAAGAACUUAGAAACUGAAUUCCAGACUACAAUGAAAACAUUAAUUGAGGUCACCAGAGAAAAGGAAGCACAGGAGGAAGAAUGUAAAAAACUGAAGGCUUUGCUUGCAGCUGUGACAGAGGAGUUUGAGGUUUCUACUGCCAAUUUGAAAAGCUUGCUGCAAAAGGAACAAAAUAGAUCAGUGAAUUAUGAAGUUGAAUUAAAGCUGCGUACCUUGGAGCUCCAGAAUAAGUCUGCUGAACUGGAAGAGAUGACUAAAGUAAAAUGUGAGAAAGAAGUGCAGCUUGAAGAGCUGUCAGAAACUCUGAAAAAAAUGCAUGAUUUGAAAGUACAGCUGACUAGCAGAGCUGAAAAGGAACAAGAUUAUUUAAACCAGCUUUUGACUCUGAAAACAGAUCUUGAGCAAGAGGCGUCAAAGAAUGAACAAUUAACAGGGUGUCUCAAUAAGGUUUCACUAGAGAAAGAACAAAUAGCACAAGAGAAAAAUGAUGUGGUUGCAGAACUCAAGAAACUGCAAGAAAAACAAGAGGAUAGUAAGAAAAAAGAAGAAAAUACAAAGCAGUUAGUUGUAAACCUAGAAGAGGCAAAUGGCCAGCUAAGAAAUGAAUUGGAGUCUUUGAAGGAGAAAAUGGCAAAGACAGGUCAAGAGAUCCAAAGUCAACUGGAUGAAAAAGAAGAAAACGUUAAGAGUACUGAAAAUGAAAUCUCGGAAAAGCAGUGGAAGAUUCUAGAAAAUAAGGUGAAUAAUUUAAAGAAACAGAUGGAAAAUAAAACCAAAUGCUUUGAAGAGUUGCAGCAAGAGAAUAAGGUGCUGAAAAAGAAAAUUACUGCAGACAGCAAGAAAAUCAGUGUUUAUGAAGGGAAGGUGAAUAAAUUGCAGUUAGAGAUGGAAAAUAUGAACAAUCAACAUAAGGAAGCAGUUGACGUCUAUCAAAAAGACAUAGAAACAAGAAAAAUGAAUGAAAAUAAACUUAAUGAACAGGUAGAAAAGAUGAGGCUGCUUUAUGAGGAAGCAACAGUGAUACAGAGAGAAACUGAUAUGAGAUGUCAGCACAAGAUCACUGAAAUGGUGGCACUUAUGGAGAAGCACAAGAACGAGUAUGAUAAAAUGGUUGAAGAAAAAGAUGCAGAGUUGAGAGUAUAUAAAAUGAAACAGCAAAAACAGUUAUCAUCAGAAAGAGCAAUGGAAAAUGAGCUGUCAUGUUUGAAGAGUGAGCUGUCGUCCCUUAAGGAACAACUGAAAGCAGAAAUUGAAGAAAAGGAGAAUCUUUUAAAACAUCACUCUCGAAACAUAAUUCCUGAAAGUGAAAAGAAACACAAGACGUAUAUUAUAAAGACUCCUCCGACAGAUAAACUGCAAAGGGGAGGAAGCACAAACCCACCUUCAGAGCAGAGCACCAGGAAAAAGCAGAAAGUGCUGAUCCAGCUGGAUGCUCAGUCAGACAGCUCUGAGCACACUGACCUGCUGAGCAUAGUCUCGGAAGAAGAAAUGUUUAAAACACUGUACAAAGAUUAUCCACAAGCUUCACAAUUGCACUCCACAGCACCAAAAAAGACACCAGCUGCAUCCAGUGUGAAAUCUCCGGGCUCUGCCCUGAAACUCAAAACCAUGAGGAGGAUGCGCGAGGCGGGCUGGACUGCCCUUUCCAAGGUGGACAGGAGGAGGAAAAUGAAGGAAGUUGCAAAGCUGUUUGCUUGAAAUGCAGAAACACCCAGUGCCCUGGCCCUGCUCGCUGCUGGCACCACGGGGCUGUUGUUCUCUCAGUUUGUGUGUUGCAUCUUUCUGUCGUGCUGUGUUUAAUACUAUUUUCGUUUCCUUUACACAUAUAAACUUUUUAGUUCCUUAACUACAUCCCCCUGCAUUUAAGGGCAUUUUCCACCUUUCCUCCCUUGUGCUUCAAAAUGUUGGGACACAAAUUAGCCAAUUUUAAAUUUUGGAAAAGAUAUAACUAGAUAGGAAGUUGUUUCAAAGCUGUUUCUGGCAUUAGAAAUACUGGUUUAAAGAACUUCUGUUCUUUUAAAUUUACUGUUUUUCUUAAUACAUAACACUUAGUGAAAGAUAAGUAGCUGUUGAGUGCAUGCACUUUUACCUGAAGUCCUCUUGUUUUUUCCACUUGAAUAGCUGUUAGACCUGUCUUUUUAAACUGUUUUGUUUUUGGUAUGUUAGAACUGUUUUGAAAUUUCUAAAAUUGAAGUUUCAGUAGAAUUACUUGAAUUCAAAAAUAUUUCAGUUUCAUAAAGAGUAAAAUAUGCACGUUAUAAGAUAAUGAAAACAAUGCUAAGAUGCCAUUAAAUUGUUUGUCUGAAAUGUAAGGUGUGGGACUAAAAGCUAUUGCUUUAAAUAUAUGAACACAGAAUCAAAUGAUCAAACUGAAUCACCAGCCAGCCUUCCACAGAAAUGUAACAAUAGGUUAGAACAUCUAUUUCUGUAUUAAUCCUUGAUUAAUCUUGGUUUCACAACAAUGACAAUCCCCACUUCAGAGCCUGGAGAUAACAAGAAAACUACAAGUACUUCUUCCUAUAUAAUGAAAAAUCAAAAAUCUCAGAUUUGUCCGAUGUGGGAAGCAAAACAUUUGUUGCCUUCGUUUUGUGUAGUCUUAGGGAUAGGCCAGUAGUUUGGGUUCCUUAUCUUGGGGUGUUGAGUAGUGAUGUAAAUAAGAUUAUUUAUUGUAUGUAACUAACAAAUACUGUGCAAAGAUCUGGAAGAAUAGAUCCACAUGGCUGGA
Oenanthe melanoleuca is the source of this 4372-nucleotide messenger RNA. RefSeq names its product synaptonemal complex protein 1 (gene SYCP1). The record is from RefSeq and is a predicted model, not a curated record. Lineage: Eukaryota; Metazoa; Chordata; Aves; Passeriformes; Muscicapidae. Gene Ontology annotation, biological process: synaptonemal complex assembly; meiotic DNA repair synthesis; chiasma assembly. Gene Ontology annotation, molecular function: double-stranded DNA binding. Gene Ontology annotation, cellular component: transverse filament; central element; male germ cell nucleus.